AUGUCAUCUGCAUACAUCAAGUCUACAAAGAACUGUGUGAGGAAUUUUCUCUUGGUCGCCAUUUUCUAUGUAUGUUUUUUGCAUCUGGUAGAAAGUUGCAACUGCCCAAACAUCACCAGGGAAGAAAAUUUCUGCAAAAGUGAUUACACUAUCAUUGGAAGUUUAGUUGGUCGUAUUGGGACACCAGGCGCGGAGAAGAACGUUUUCGUCAUCCAAGUCAAAUUUCAUAUCAAGGGGUCUGGCCCUAAAUAUAUUGAACUUGAGAGUCCAACGAGUUCAGCACAGUGCGGUGUGUUAUUGAGUGUCGGAAAGGAUUACAUUCUUGCAGGACAAAUCAUUGAAGGAAUAAGAGGAAAAAUUGAUUCUUGUUGUUGGAUGGAACUAUGGGAUGAGGUUCCACUUAAAGUAAAAUGGCGUUUGUUACACAAACAAAUUUCCUGCAGCACACAGAAGUAUAUCGCCCCAAAAUUACAGAAUCAACCAGUCAGUUACUCUAAAGACAAUACAAUAUAUCCAAAUAAUCAACAGAUGCCACAAACUUCCAUUAAAAACGAUUUAAACCGAGGGUUUUAUAUAUCAUCCCCGGAAAACACUUUAAAUCAAAUGUCCAAAAUCUCACCCCAGCAGACAGGAAGGGGUGAUAUGGAACAUGGAAGUAUGAUGAGAAAUCAAAUGUUCUCACCUCAGUACACAGGGAGAGGUGAUAUGGACCAUGGGAGUAUGAUGAGAAAUCACAUGAAUGCAGAGCCACCAGAAAGCAUGGACUAUGUAAGAGAGGGAGUCGGCAUGAUGUUCGGUGGUUAUAUGAAUAGAAACCAAGAUAUUUACAAUCGGUACAGAGAAAUGAUGGAUUAGCAUUGAUACAUGUAAAUAAGUUACAUUUUGAAAUACAUUCCUUUUUAUAUCCAUUUUAUCAUAUUUUAUUUUGGUUGUUGUUCUAAAUGCGUGGUUUUAUAAAAAUCCUUUUUUCUGAUGAAAUCAGUUCUUAUCCUUGAUAUCUGCAAGCAAUUAAGACAACCACUGAAGAGACUUGCAUGUGUUCUAUUAUUUUUUGAUUUAUUCUACCUUACAUCCUCUGAUAUGAUCAUGACAGUAAUAAGUUCUCAUACAUAGUAGUAAUUUUUAUAAGCACACUUUU
Saccostrea cuccullata (small rock oyster) is the source of this 1138-nucleotide messenger RNA. RefSeq lists its product as uncharacterized. Gene Ontology annotation, biological process: negative regulation of endopeptidase activity; negative regulation of membrane protein ectodomain proteolysis. The transcript is spliced from 5 exons. NCBI's taxonomy places the organism in Eukaryota, Metazoa, Mollusca, Bivalvia, Ostreida, Ostreidae. Gene Ontology annotation, cellular component: extracellular matrix. The record is from RefSeq and is a predicted model, not a curated record. Gene Ontology annotation, molecular function: metalloendopeptidase inhibitor activity; protease binding. Bases 1 to 855 code for a protein of 284 amino acids.